Effrenium voratum is the source of this 957-nucleotide messenger RNA. The record is from the annotation of a GenBank genome assembly. Lineage: Eukaryota; Dinophyceae; Suessiales; Symbiodiniaceae.
AUGUACAGCUAUCUUGAGUUCGAAAAACCGAUCGCGGAUCUGGAAGGCCAGAUCCUCGAACUCAAGAAGCUGGCCGAGAGCGGAGAAGGGGCGGUCGAUGUCGCCGAGGAAAUCGCGCGGCUCGAAAAGCGCUCGCACGAGGCGCUGGUCGAAGCCUAUCGCAAGCUGACGCCCUGGCAGAAAGCGAUGGUCGCCCGGCACCCGGACCGGCCGCACUGCAUCGACUAUGUCGAUGCGCUUUUCACCGAAUUCACGCCGCUGGCCGGCGAUCGGAAUUUUGCCGAAGACCACGCGGUGAUGGCCGGGUUCGCGCGCUACCACGGGCAGCCCGUCGCGGUGAUCGGUCAGGAGAAGGGCAACGACACCAAGUCGCGCCUGAAACACAAUUUCGGCAUGGCCCGCCCGGAAGGCUAUCGCAAGGCUGUGCGGAUCAUGGAACUGGCCGAUCGGUUCGGCCUGCCGGUGAUCACGCUGGUCGAUACGGCGGGCGCCUAUCCGGGCAUCGGCGCCGAGGAGCGCGGACAGGCCGAGGCGAUCGCCCGAUCGACGGAAAAAUGCCUGAAUCUGCGGGUUCCGCUCGUGUCCGUCAUCAUCGGCGAGGGCGGCUCGGGCGGCGCGAUCGCCAUUGCCACGGCCAAUACCGUCCUGAUGCUCGAACACGCGAUCUAUUCGGUGAUCUCGCCGGAAGCCGGCGCGUCGAUCCUGUGGCGCGAUGCGGCCCGCGCCAAGGAUGUGGCCACGGCCAUGAAGAUCACCGCCCAGGACUUGCUCGAACUGAAGAUCAUCGAUGCGAUCAUAUCCGAACCGCUGGGCGGCGCGCAUCGCGAUGUGUCCGCCGUGAUGGCCGAAACCGACAGGCAUCUCACCAAGGCCAUGGCGGCGCUGGACGGCAAGGAUGGCGACACACUCAGGCGCCAGCGGCGCGAAAAGUUCCUGGCCAUCGGCCGGAACCUCUGA